AUGACCGUCUCAUCUUCUGGAUCGGUUAAGUCAAGCGGCAUAGCAGCGCUAGCCUGCACCGUCUGCAGAAAGCAACACCUCAAAUGCGAUGCGGGUAAACCCUCGUGUGCGCGAUGUACAGAGUCGCAGCAGGUAUGCUUCUACGAGCCGUCGCGACGUGGCGGACGGCGUAAGAAGCAUCGCUCUGUGGCUCUCGAGUCACCACUGCAGUCGCAUCCGAGGAGACCAGCAAUGAGGUCUUCUCAGAGCGAUACGACGGGGUUUGUGGAAUGUGUAACUGUUAAUCCUAUCAGUUUACCCAUUACACCGACCUCUUCACAGGAAUUGCUGCCAACUUCUAAUAUGUCACACACAUCGACUAUCAACAACAACUUAUUACAGCACACACCGCGACAAUCACGAAACUCCCCCCCGUCCGAAGGCUCACGAGACGAGAGGAGGGCCAGUGGGGAUGGCACUCAAGAAAAUCGCCCACCGCCACCAUUGCAGCAGCUAAAUGAUCCUGCUAUGUCGUUUUAUCAUCAUUUAGACCCUGGACUAAUAACACAAACCAUCAACAAUAGUGCGCUAAGCCUAAACACUCAUAUACAGCCAUCUUCCGAUGGCGAUCGCCUACUUCGGCUCUAUUAUGAAAAUUUCCACAACGCUCACCCGUUCUUGGUUCCCAGUUCUGUUUUCACAUCUCGGAACUAUCCGCCAUAUCUACGGCGCAUGGUAGAUUACGCCGGCUCUCACUAUGCACCUUCGGGACCCAACGCACAGCUGCAGGCUGAGGUAGCAACCGACAUGAUGACAAUAACUGAAAAUUCAACAUGCAUGGUUCAGACACUUCUGAUCUACUCGAUUCUCUUGUUCUUCAACGGCGACUUGGAUGCAGCUAGCAAGACUUUCGACCGAUGCACUCAGAUGGCGCUGGAUCUCGGUAUGCAUCGUACAGACUUCGCAUCGGCUAGACAACUGGAUAAUCCUAUCGAGGGCGAGAGUCUGAGAAGAACUUGGUGGGAGAUAUAUGUGACUGAUGUUUUCAUGGGAAUACCGCCUAAGACGAUGAACCUGCGUUGCAGUAGCACUCCGCCCAAAGUUUGCUUGCCAUGCGAAGAGGCCUUUUACAAUGGGCGAUUGGAUAUCCCACAGCCCCAUCAAGUUCUCGAGUUCAAAAGAAGAGUAAUUUCUACUGGCGAUGUGACGUUCUCGUCCUUCAGCUAUCGUAUCGAAGCUGCUACUAUUCUUGGUCGCGUUUUGCUGCUGAAUCAACUGAAGAACACCAGCCAUGACCAAACACAGUCGAUUGAGAACGCCCUCCUCAGCUGGUCGAACCACUUACCGGCUGAGAAGCUGGAAAUUGUGGACUCGUAUGGAAAUAUUGACGAGAUGAUGUUUCAGGCUCAUAUGAUCAUUGCUUUGGCAAGCAUGCUAUUACAUCUACCUCGAAGCAAUUUGUACUCCCUACUCGCAGACGUCAAAGAUCCGUUUUUGCCAUUUUCACAAAAUCAUCCUCUAUCGACAUCCACGGUUUUAAUUCAAGGCAUUAAAGCAACGGACGCUUCACGACGGAUAUCCGAUUGCAUAUCGUUGUGUCCCAACGUACCGAAACAUACACCUUUCGUUAUACCAGCCCUCGUACUUUGUGGCUUCAUCCAACUUGCUACCUCCCGGGGGCAUCCUGAAGAAUGUUUCGAGCAUCACUACAAUCGUGUGACGCUGGUGCUAGGCUGUCUAAAGAGCGCACGGCGAAUGUGGCGCAUGGCUGAGUCCGAGUAUGAUCGUCUUCGCUGUUGCGCCUCAGAACUUGUUGCCGACGCUAUGGAUAGGAUGAAUGCACUGCCAUUGUCACAAACAAUACCUUAUUCUUCUAGUUCGAUGCCUAGUGCAGGUGAGCUAGGAGGGGAUAUGGUCUUGGUAUCCCCAGGGCGCGGGAAUGCAGAUUCGGCCAUGCCCAGAUUCGAUCCCUUGUUUCUGGAUCCUGUCUGUUACGAUUAUUCUCUGUUUAGCGCUUUACCAGAUUUCCACAGCUCCUGA
Molecule: messenger RNA, 2019 nt
Organism: Fusarium sp. VM40
Lineage: Eukaryota; Fungi; Ascomycota; Sordariomycetes; Hypocreales; Nectriaceae
Source: the annotation of a GenBank genome assembly